Molecule: messenger RNA, 1725 nt
Organism: Microtus ochrogaster (prairie vole)
Lineage: Eukaryota; Metazoa; Chordata; Mammalia; Rodentia; Cricetidae
Gene: Umad1
Product: UBAP1-MVB12-associated (UMA) domain containing 1
Source: RefSeq, a predicted model, not a curated record
GUCAAGUUACAUUGCAGGGGCUGGAGGUGACGGGCGCCAUUACGUCCGGAAGUACGGCUCCACUGCCUAGUGACGCACGGCGUGCCGGAAGUGGCUGGGGCUGGGAAGAGUGAGCGGUGGAGGCGGGACUUGGAGGGGCGGGGCUGAGGCUGAGGACCCGGGAUUCAGGCCGGCCGGACCGCGACUUGACCCCGGAAGUAGGCUGAAGGACCGCGGCGGCGGGCGGCGGCGGCGGGCGGCGGCGGCUCUCAGCUAAUCCAGUACUAGACCAAGAGUGGAUGAAGAUAGCAACAGUAGCGGCUAUGUUCCACUUCUUCCGAAAGCCUCCAGAAUCCAAAAAGCCCUCCGUAUCGGAGCCAGAAGCAGAUGGAUUUGUCCUCUUAGGAGAUACAGCUAAGGAAAUGAGAUGUAAACCUUCAGAAGCAGAGAGCAGCCAGUCUUUGGAGACUGGCAAAGCAGACACAUCCAGUGUGACUGUAGCAGGCUUCAAGACAGAAGAUCAGGCAGGUCGGACUCUGGAGAGCACGUCCCAAACAGCUGAGCUCCUGAGCGACGUACCCUUCACCCUGGCCCCACAUGUGCUGGCGGUGCAGGGCACCAUCGGCGACCUUCCUGACCACUUGCUCUCCUAUGAUGUCGGCGACAACUUGUCCCGAUUCUGGUAUGAUUUCACUCUGGAGAACUCAGUACUCUGUGACUCAUAGCUUUCAUGUCCACACACACCUUAACAGCUUUAACGAAAACUAGUUUGCCCAUUUUAUUGAACCUGUUCAGCGUUCCUUGUCAUUUCAACCUUAAUGCCGUGAGGCAAGCAGAGAUCAUAAAAUAAGUAAAAUAACACCAUAUUCAUAGUUUUAUUCUUCAGAAUGAAGCAAAUUUAUAUAGAAAUUGUAACCAACAAUUUAAUAAAGGGAACUCACUUUGGAAAAAAGUAAGAAGUUAGACCACCCGUGUCUCCCAUUGGGUAGAGGGAAAGUGCCGCUGUUGAGAUUAUGUGGGAGGUGCAGGGUGUUUUUGCUCUCUCUGAAGACAGCACAGGAAGAGAACGGAGGCUUACCCCUGGUUACCGAGACUCCGCAAUCUGAGCCUAGAGCGAGUGCUUCCGGGGUUCAGCAGAGGUUGUCCUGUUACUCCCUUAACGUCUCCCACCAUGUUUGGGAAUGAGGUCAAAAGACAGCUUCCAGUUAACGUAAAUCUUUCAGUGUCAAUUUAGACAAACCCGUAUGGAAAUCUGAAACUUCUCGUAAACAUCAGCGACUCUUUGCUGAUUCAGGAACGCCGUGAAGGGGAGGACACUGUGGUGUGCUUAGACCCCCGUGGCCCUCUCCCCCCUCCUAAAGGAUGCUGCUGCAUUCCCUCCUGGUUCCCCUCCCAUCCCCUCUGGGUAUUCUUGGACCAGUUUUCAAAACGCUUUCCCCACUUCUGCCUCAGUUGGUUUGGCUUCCUUAGCACAUGUGUUCCCAGUGUAUGAGAUCUGCAUUUCCUUUCUGCCUCCUCUGCCUCCUGAUGCAAACAUCUCCUGAUGAUCCAUACCAUUGCGAUAAGACUUGUUUAGAGAUUUGUUGGCCUUGGUACAGAUGGCAGUGUCUAACUGCUAAACACAAUCAGUUUAACUACUUUCCAGUUAGAGUGUAGGCAGACACCCAAAUAUGACUUGUACUUCUUUUUUUUUUUUUUCGAGACAAGGUUUCUCUGUGGCUUUGGAGCCUGUCCUGGAACUAGCUC